CGUCGAUGGAGGAAAUUGACAGAGCAGACCUUUCUUCAAUAUCUCACUUCUAGAACAUAUGCGAUUCGAAUAUGGGUACACCUAUGAAAGAUGUUGAGAUCUCAGAAAGCGCCCCAAAGACUUUACUGUUACAGAAACAUGCUGAUUACAUUGCUGCAUACGGGGAAAAGAAGGACGAUUAUGAAUAUUGUAUGACGGAGUACUUACGAAUGAGUGGGAUCUACUGGGGAUUAACAGCCAUAGACUUGAUGGGUCAGUUACACAGGAUGGACAAGGAAGAAGUGCUCGAGUUUAUAAAGCAGUGUCAGCAUGAGUGUGGGGGGAUAGGGGCCAGUCUGGAACAUGACCCCCACCUGCUGUAUACCCUCAGUGCUGUGCAGAUCCUUGUACUCUUUGACUCGGUGGAAGUCAUCAAUGUAGACAAAGUGGUGGAGUAUGUCAAAGGUUUGCAGCAAGAAGAUGGCAGCUUCACUGGAGACAAAUGGGGUGAGGUUGACACAAGAUUCUCAUUUUGUGCUGUGGCUUGUCUCUCAUUACUGGGGCGCCUGGACAGGAUUGACGUGGACAAAGCCGUGACUUUUGUCCUCUCCUGUAUGAACUUUGAUGGGGGAUUUGGGUGUCGACCGGGCAGCGAGUCACAUUCAGGCCAGAUUUACUGCUGUGUGGGCAUGUUGGCCAUCACAGGCCGACUUCACAAUGUGAAUGCUGAUAUGUUGAGCUGGUGGCUGUGUGAGAGACAGCUGCCAUCAGGGGGACUGAAUGGUCGUCCAGAGAAGCUCCCAGAUGUUUGUUACUCCUGGUGGGUGCUGGCCUCCCUUAAGAUCAUUGGUCGUCUACAUUGGAUAGAUAAGGACAAACUGAUCAAAUUUAUCCUGGCUUGUCAAGAUGAAGAGACUGGAGGUUUUGCAGACAGACCAGGAGAUAUGGUUGACCCAUUCCACACUCUCUUUGGGUUAACGGGCCUGUCAUUGUUGGGAGACACUACUAUAAAACCAGUAAACCCCGUGUUCUGUAUGCCAGAGGAAACCAUCAGAAGGGCAGGCAUACAGCUAGAUCUUCUCUGAUAUCAUCCCCAUCUAGGGAACACCACAUUGAAACCAGUAAAUCUAGUGUUCUGCAUGCCAGUGGAAACCAUCAGAAGGGUAAACAUACAGCUUGAUAUCAGAUCUCUGAUAUCAUGACUAUCUCUGGGACACUAUAGUGAAACCAUUUUACGCAGUGUUCUGUCUGCCAGAAGAAACGAUCAGCAUGACAUACAGCUGCAUCUGUUCUGAUAUCAUGAAUAUCUCUUUAACACUAGGAUGAAACCAUGAAACCCUUGUUUUGUGUGCCAGAGGAAUCCAUCAGAAGGGCAGACAUAAAGCUGGAUCUUCUGUGAUAUCAUGACACAUUUUUGAGACACUACCGUGAAAGCAGUUGCCUCUAUCUUCUGUGGACUAAAAAGAAUAUAUCACAAUUUAGUAGGAAACGCAUCAGUGAAACCAGUUUGCGCUGUGCUCUGCAUGAUAGAAGAAACAACCUGAUGUAGAGCUGGAUUUUUUUUGUUAAUCACAAUUUAGUAGGAAACGCAUCAGUGAAACCAGUUUGCGCUGUGCUA
Messenger RNA from Liolophura sinensis, 1597 nucleotides. RefSeq names its product geranylgeranyl transferase type-2 subunit beta-like. Gene Ontology annotation, cellular component: Rab-protein geranylgeranyltransferase complex. Gene Ontology annotation, molecular function: Rab geranylgeranyltransferase activity. NCBI's taxonomy places the organism in Eukaryota, Metazoa, Mollusca, Polyplacophora, Chitonida, Chitonidae. Gene Ontology annotation, biological process: protein geranylgeranylation. The transcript has 10 exons. Bases 72 to 1064 code for a protein of 330 amino acids. The record is from RefSeq and is a predicted model, not a curated record.